CAUGUCUUAGUCAGCUUUUACUAGUCCCUUUUCCCAAAAAGAAAAUUGCAGUCUUUCUUCUUCUUCUUCUUCUUUGUUGUUUCUUGAUCCCCAGAAAACUCUAGAAAAUGAAAUCUUCAAUUUCAAUAAUGUUUCUUCAAAUCUUGGUUACCCUUUUUCUCCCAACUUUGAUUUUCUCCCUUAACCAAGAGGGUCUCUAUUUGCACAAUGUGAAGCUUGGAUUUGAUGACCCUGAUAAUGUUCUUUCCAACUGGAAUGAGCAUGAUGAUACACCAUGUAACUGGUUUGGUGUAUCAUGUGACCAAUUAACUCGCUCUGUUACAUCAUUGGACCUCUCUAAUGCUAAUGUUGCUGGUCCUUUUCCGACUCUGCUUUGUCGGUUGAAGAAACUUCGUUACAUUUCCUUGUACAACAACUCGGUUAAUACUACCCUUCCUGAAGAUUUUUCUGGCUGUGAAUCAGUCGAGCAUCUUGAUUUGGCUCAGAAUUACUUGGUGGGUACACUUCCGGCCAGUUUGUCUGAGCUCCCAAACUUGAAAUACCUUGACUUGUCGGGUAAUAACUUUACCGGCGACAUUCCGGUGAGUUUUGGUUCUUUCAAGCAGCUUGAAGUUCUUGGGCUAGUUGGAAACUUGCUUGACGGGACUAUACCGGCGUUUCUAGGGAAUAUUUCGACGUUGAAGCAGCUGAAUCUGUCGUACAACCCAUUUUCUACGGGUCGGAUCCCCGCGGAGCUGGGAAAUCUGACAAAUCUUGAGGUUUUGUGGCUUUCCGACUGUAAUUUAAUUGGUGAAGCUCCUGACACAUUGGGCCGCUUGAAGAAGAUUGUGGAUUUGGACCUUGCUGUUAACUACUUGGAUGGGCCGAUUCCGAGUUGGCUGACUGAGCUGACUAGUGCUGAACAAAUUGAGCUGUAUAACAACUCGUUUUCCGGCGAGUUACCGGUGAAUGGGUGGUCGAAUAUGACGGCGUUGAGGCGAAUCGACGUUUCGAUGAACCGGGUUACUGGUACGAUUCCGAGGGAGUUGUGUGAGCUGCCACUUGAGUCACUCAAUCUUUAUGAGAACCAAAUGUUUGGUGAAUUGCCACAAGGCAUUGCAAAUUCACCAAACUUGUAUGAGUUGCGCCUUUUUCACAACCGUUUUAAUGGGAGUUUACCUAAAGAUCUUGGAAAAAAUUCACCUUUGUUGUGGAUUGAUGUGUCAGAAAACGAUUUUUCAGGUGAAAUUCCAGAAAAUUUGUGUGGGAAAGGGUUGUUGGAGGAGCUUUUGAUGAUAGAUAACUUACUUUCUGGUGAAAUUCCGGCGAGUUUGAGUGAUUGCCGGAGCUUACUGCGAGUGAGAUUGGCUCACAACCAGUUAUCAGGUGAUGUUCCAGCGGGGUUCUGGGGUCUGCCACACCUUUCCCUGCUUGAGCUCAUGGACAAUUCACUCUCCGGUGAUAUCGCGAAAACUAUAGCCAGUGCUUCAAAUUUAUCAGCUUUGAUUUUGUCCAAGAACAAAUUUUCGGGUUCCAUUCCUGAGGAGAUUGGUUCUGUGGAAAAUCUUCUUGAUUUUGUGGGCAAUGAUAACCAGUUUUCUGGGCCUUUACCUGCAAGUCUGGUGAUUCUUGGACAAUUGGGAAGGCUGGAUCUUCAUAACAAUGAGUUAACUGGUAAGCUUCCAAGUGGGAUUCAUUCUUUGAAGAAAUUGAAUGAAUUGAACUUGGCAAACAAUGAUCUUUCUGGAGAUAUCCCCAAGGAGAUUGGGAGCUUGUCUGUUUUGAAUUAUCUUGAUCUAUCAGGGAACCAGUUUUCAGGGAAAAUCCCAGCGGAGUUGCAGAAUUUGAAGCUCAAUCAGCUGAACUUGUCAAAUAAUGACCUUUCGGGUUAUAUUCCCCCGGUUUAUGCAAAGGAAAUGUAUAAGAGUAGCUUUUUGGGGAAUGCUGGUCUAUGUGGAGACAUUGAGGGCUUGUGUGAAGGAACAGCUGAAGGUAAAACUGCUGGUUAUGUUUGGUUAUUGAGGUUACUCUUCACCCUUGCUGGAUUGGUGUUUGUUAUUGGGGUUGUUUGGUUCUACUGGAAGUACAAGAAUUUUAAGGAAGCUAAAAGGGCUAUUGAUAAGUCUAAAUGGACUUUGAUGUCGUUUCAUAAAUUGGGUUUCAAUGAGUAUGAAAUCUUGGAUGCUCUUGAUGAGGACAACUUAAUUGGCAGUGGCUCUUCUGGGAAGGUUUACAAGGUUGUUCUGAGCAAGGGUGACACUGUUGCGGUGAAGAAGAUUUUGAGAAGUGUGAAAAUAGUAGAUGAGAGUAGUGAUAUGGAGAAAGGUAGCAUUCAACAAGAUGGAUUUGAAGCGGAGGUUGAGACGUUGGGGAAGAUUCGACACAAGAACAUUGUUAAGCUAUGGUGUUGUUGUACAACUAGGGAUUGCAAACUUCUGGUCUAUGAGUAUAUGCCUAAUGGAAGCUUGGGUGAUUUGCUACACAGCAGCAAAAGUGGCCUUCUAGACUGGCCGAUGAGAUAUAAGAUAGCCAUGGAUGCAGCUGAGGGACUGUCUUACUUGCAUCAUGAUUGUGCUCCACCCAUUGUUCACAGAGAUGUUAAGUCAAACAACAUCUUGCUGGAUGGCGAGUUUGGUGCUCGUGUUGCUGAUUUUGGUGUUGCAAAGGCGGUCGAUGCCAAUGCCAAUGCCAAGGCAAUCAAGUCCAUGUCUGUUAUUGCAGGGUCUUGUGGUUACAUUGCUCCAGAAUAUGCAUACACACUGCGAGUGAACGAGAAGAGUGAUAUAUACAGCUUCGGUGUGGUCAUCCUAGAGCUUGUGACUGGGAAACGCCCUGUGGAUGCUGAGUUUGGGGAAAAGGAUCUGGUGAAAUGGGUGUGCAGUACAUUGGACCAAAAGGGCGUAGAUCAUGUAAUUGACCCUAAACUUGAUUCUUGUUUCAAGGAGGAGAUAUGCAAGGUCCUAAAUAUUGGCCUACUCUGCACUAGCCCUCUCCCAAUUAACCGACCCUCGAUGAGACGGAUCGUUAAAAUGUUGCAAGAAGUGGGUGGUGUGAACCAGCCCAAGGCUGCUUCAAAGGAUGGCAAGUUGACACCUUAUUACUAUGAAGAAGCAUCAGAUCAAGGAAGUGUAGCAUAAGGAUGGCUCAACAAAUUUUGUCCUUUUAACUUCUUUGUUCAUCUGCCAACUACUCAAUUCUUUCCCCAUAAGUUCCCACUAGAUGUUUGCUGUUGUGUUUGGGUUGAGGGGAAAGAAAGAAUUGAAGUUAAAUGAAAAAAGUGAGAACAAAAGAAUAUUAGGAAAAAGAAUAGAGUUGGAAGAAGCUUGUUUCUCAAUGUAAAUCCUCAUCCAGCCACCAAAAGUUAUUGCAGUAAGAACUACUAUCUGGCACUAAAAGAUCUUAAUUGUGCUACCUAUACUCUUUAUUUCCUUGACAAUGAUUUUUCUUUAUUCUCUGAGUCUAAUCAAGCAAAUUUUAAAGUUGGUUGUUGCAAUUGAACUACUCCUUUAAAUA
Molecule: messenger RNA, 3492 nt
Organism: Solanum dulcamara
Lineage: Eukaryota; Viridiplantae; Streptophyta; Magnoliopsida; Solanales; Solanaceae
Product: receptor-like protein kinase HSL1
Exons: 2
Coding region: 108-3116 (1002 amino acids)
Biological process (GO): protein phosphorylation
Molecular function (GO): ATP binding; receptor serine/threonine kinase binding; protein kinase activity
Source: RefSeq, a predicted model, not a curated record